This is a messenger RNA of Toxoplasma gondii ME49, 1671 nucleotides long. RefSeq names its product flagellar associated protein. The coding region runs from base 1 to 1671 and encodes 556 amino acids. Gene Ontology annotation, biological process: cilium assembly. The transcript has 6 exons. The record is from RefSeq and is a predicted model, not a curated record. Gene Ontology annotation, molecular function: protein binding. Lineage: Eukaryota; Apicomplexa; Conoidasida; Eucoccidiorida; Sarcocystidae.
AUGAAUACUAUCUGCCCGCGACUGCUCGGUCUCAGGCUCCACAAAGAAUCCGUUCAAGACCUCGAAUUCUCUAAAGAUGAAAGCUACUUGGCGACGCUUGGAGGCCAGGAUGACAAUAGCUUGGUCAUCUGGGAUGUGGCGGAUGCAAAGGCCAUCUGUGGCACGACAGCUGCAGCCGAUACCGCGCUGUGUGUGAAGUUCUUCAACAGAACAGAGACGUUUUUGCUUACGGCCGGCUGCUACCACGUCAGAAUUUGGCAACUGGACGUCAAGAACAAGAAACUCCGCCUAAACGAAUGCAAAUUGGGAAAACUCCAACGCGUCACGCAAUGCGUCCUGAUAACACCUGAUGAUGCAUUUGCUUAUUGCGGGACUCAGUCAGGUGACUUUCUGGAAAUCUCUCUUAACAACGGACUGUUCAAGAGGUCGGGUCCCGUCAAGGGCGCCUUUCCCCAAGGGAUAACCUGCAUCGCACACCUGCCGGAUGGGGAUAUGCUUGUAGGAACUGGAGAAGGAGUACUUGCGAAGAUCGAGGCUGAUUCCUUAGCCACAAAAGGGACAUGUCAGGUCCUCGGUGCAGUAACAAGCAUCGUAGUAGCUCCCGACCAUCAGCAUUGCUUCGUUGGGACAAAAGUUGGAAAUAUGUACUGGGUUGACCUGGCUUCGUUAACCCCAGAUAUCCGGUACACGUGCCAUGUUGAAAGAAUAAACUGCGUCACAUUCCCUCGAGACUUUUCAGAGAUCUUCGCUACCGCGUCCAUGAACGAGAUACGCCUCUGGAAUACACGAACGUGUCAGGAAUUACUACGAAUACAUCUCCCGCAUCUAGAAUGCUACGCGGUGGCGUUUAUGCAAGACGGUGCAGCGAUUAUCUCCGGUUGGUCGGAUGGCAAGAUCAGGGCCUUCCUGCCUCAGUCUGGACGGCUUCUUUACGAGGUCAAUGACGCGCAUAAAGAUGGCGUCACAGCUAUUGCCGGGACACAGGAUAGCAAGCGAAUCGUCAGUGGUGGAAUGGCGGGAGCUGUCCGAGUAUGGAGUGUUGGCGAACACACUCGAACACUGCUUGCAAGCUUGAAAGAACACAGAAGCCGAAUUUGGUCACUUCAAUUGAGGAAGAACGAUAUGCACGCGGUCUCGGCUGCUGCUGAUGGAAGCAUCAUAGUGUGGGAUCUCGGAACGUACACAUCUGUCAUCUCUCUAGUGGAAAAUACAAUAUUUAAGAGCAUCGUGUAUCACCCCGACGAGAUUCAACUGCUCGCGACUGGAAGUGACAGGAAAGUUCAUUUCCUUGAUACUUACGACGGUGGCAAAAUACGCGAUAUUGAGGCAUCCGAUAAAGGGGAAACGAACUGCGUGGCGAUCACCAAGGAUGGCAAUUAUUUCUGCUCAGGUGGUGACGACAAGAUACUGCGGCUCUGGGGCUACGAGAGCGGAGAACCUCUUUACAGUGGAAUAGCGCACACAGACUCCAUUACCUGCUGCUGCCUCAGUCCGGAUCAAUCCACCCUCAUUUCUACGGGCCGAGAAGGCGCCAUCUUCGUCUGGAGUACUCCAGAAGAGAUUAGAUGUCCCCCUCGUUCAGCUGGGGGUGAUCUCCAGUUUGGAACACAAACGCUUAGAACAGGAAAACGCAGUGAACGCUGCGCCACUUCGUUGGGGCUGUCAAGUUGA